AUGAGGUUCACUUCAAUUUUAACAUUGGCGACGACCUUCACAGCUUCGUUUGUCGCAGCUGCCCCGGCCACUGGCUCGGCAGUCAACAUCAUGAAGAGAAGUGAAAAUGGCGCUUCCAUCAUUGACUUCGAAUAUGUUGCCAAAGCCAUGCGUGACCUCAGUGAAAGGAGCGCAUCUGGCAACGUGAAUGAAGCCCAGAAACGUGAUGACGAGGACUUUAUUGACCAAUUGGUGGUCCAGCUUCACAACUCAGACUUGCUUAACGAGUUUGUUGACCAACUCACCAGCUCUCCCCGUUUGAAGGAUGCGGUGCACGAGGGGGUUGUCAAAGCUAUCGGAGACGGCAACGUUGACGAUGUUGUCGUUUUCAAGGCUUUGAGGAACAGCGGUAAGUUGCAGCAAUUCUUCGAGUCUGUCCUUAAUGACGAGGACUUGAACGGUGCUCUUUCCAAGGAUGCUGAGAGCAUCUUGACCGAAGUUCAAAAAGACGGUGAUGCUGGCCGUAAGAGAGCUUUGGAGACUGCUCAACUAUUCAUCAAAAGAUUGUAUGAGGAGCUUCCUGACCGCGUUGAGAAGAGAGACAUUCACCCAGACAUUUUGGAAGCUUAUGGCAUGGAAAAGAGAGAUCUUAUCGAUGCCAUUGGCUCAAUUGUGAGUCUGAUUUUUGACUCUGGUAUUAUUCAGAACAUCAUCCGUUCCAUCCUCGGUAACAAGAGCCUCAUCCAGGGUGCUUUGAACUUGGUCACAAAUGUUAUCAAGUCUAUCCCAUGGGGUAACUUGUUCAACGCUAUCAAGAACAGCGGAAUUAUCCAGAAAAUCUUCCGUUGGGGCUUCAACUUCAUUGUUGGUUUGUUCCAGAACGGUACUAUCAGCAGAAUCUUCGACACUCUUUUUGGAGCUGGAAGUGAAAGUAAGUCAUUUAUCAGCCGCUUGUUGACGGUCUUGGUGGACGUUGGAGGCGAGCUCUUCAAGAGUCUCGGUAACUCCAAGGGCCUCUUGGGCGAGAUUCUAAGCACCAUUUUCAACGGCCUCUUCGGAGGUUCCAGCGGUAGCUCUUCCGGAUCUGGUUCCUCAGGUUCUUCAGGAUCAGGCUCGGGUGGUUCAGUCGGCAACUGGCUUGAUAAUCUCUUCGGUGGUUCCUCUGGCUCCGGUUCCUCUGGUUCCGGUUCCUCUGGUUCCGGUUCCUCUGGUUCCGGUUCUUCUGGUUCUGGUUCCUCUGGUUCCGGUUCUUCUGGUUCUGGCUCCUCUGAUUCUGGAUCCAGCUCUGGAGGCGGUUUCUUCGACUCUAUUUUCGAUGACAUUUUCGGUGGCGGCUCCUCUGGCUCCUCCGGCUCCUCUGGCUCUAGUGGAUCGGGCUCUUCACCAAGCUCUGGCUCUGGCUCUGGCUCUGGUUCUGGUAAUGUCUUCGUUGACCCAAAGAAGUGUUGCUGUGACCCUAAGAUGAUCAAGCAGAGAGCUAUCAAGAGAGCAUUGCACAGAAAGAUCAAGCGUUCUGUCAAGAGAGCCUUGGCCAGCAACCCAGAGAUGAAGGAUGACAUUUUCUUGAACUACGCUUAUGCUAAGGUGUAA
Molecule: messenger RNA, 1569 nt
Organism: Candidozyma auris
Lineage: Eukaryota; Fungi; Ascomycota; Pichiomycetes; Serinales; Metschnikowiaceae
Exons: 1
Coding region: 1-1569 (522 amino acids)
Source: RefSeq, a predicted model, not a curated record